AUGUGGCUUGGAAUGUCGAGGCUAGUUACUUACCUGCCGAUAUGCAUCACAAUGGUGUUAAUCUUCUGUUCGUGGUGGAUGCUGGUCCAGAUGGCAAAGGGUAUACGUGGGGUUUCAUUUGCCGCACGUAUAGCAAGGGAAUGCUGCUCAGUGGCAUUAGGUAUUGCGGCGUACGCUGUGCUUUUCCUCCCUGUUACUUUUCGUUGGGUCGGAGCUUCAAGUCUGAUGCAGCGGAGGAACCUUUGGAACGCUUUUCUUCUGGCGUCGAUCGUUGUUGCGGUAAUCCACUUCUUUAUACACCUAACGAUUUCCGCUCGUCACCGCCAGACGCAAGAGCUUAUGUUGAUCUUUUUCCGUAUUCUGGCGGAUAGCGUCAUGCUUUGUUCUGGCUGCGCAAUUGUACUGGGGCCGGCGUGCCGUGUUUUUCAAUGUUUUUGGGGUUCUAAGCGUCAUGGGGAAAAAGACGAGUUGCGCUCGCGUAGGUUGCCGUUUUGGAGGAUGCGGAUUAUUUUGAUAGGCGGCGUACUGGCGCUUAUGCUUUUUGUUCCAAUUAUUCCCUUGUUUCUCCCAGGCGAUGCAAAGCGCCUGUUGGAGGUCGGGAUGCUCGGAGACCGCGUCGACUUUUGUGGACUCGAGGGUCUAGCGUUGUCGCGCGCUGCCGCAACAGGGUGGGUGCUUCCCGAAUACACGCACCGCCGGCUGCUUAACGCGUUUGGCGGAAGUGAUCAGUGUGGCACGAACACGAUCUCCUUCCUUGACGAGGAGGAGGAGGUCUUGGUUGUCUUUCCCCUCUGCCCAGAUGGAAAGGAGCAGCCGCGGGUGUACAUUGAGCGCCCGGAGCGCAGCGAGUUGAAUGGGGGGACGGAGGUUCUCCCCAAGGUGCUUAACAUGAGCAAAGUGUGGCAUCAAACCCUAGAGAUGCGUUAUGGGACGAACGAGACAGUUCACCAAUCGAUGGGUGUUCACGUGACCCGUGACCCAGCAGGGGUGAUUCAGUCUGUGGAGGUUAUUCCGUCCCGUCUCAUUCCGGUUUCACGGAAGCCGCGGAGCGACUAUGAGCGAAUUGCACGUGCAGGCUGGUCCUCCAGUAAGGUUUGGGAGGUUCCGCUUGGAGAGAGCGGGGCCUACAGUGUUCAUUGCCCUACUUCAGACUACGAGGAGUACCACGUGUUUCCACCUGUCCGGUGCCGCAAGGCGGCUGCAGGGGAAAAGGUAUUUGAGGGGAAGGGGCGGGACGACGCAGGUCCCCCAGCCAGCGUUCUCGUUUUGGUGCUGGAUGCAGUGAGUCGUGCGGAGGUGCAGCGGUCUUUGCCAAAAUUUAGGAACUGGCUCCGCAAUUUCCGAAGCAACAGGUCAAGCAAGCACGUCUUUGUGGAGGCGCAGGGCGCCACAACGAUAUCUCACAGCACGGAUGCCAAUCUUGUUCCACUUUUUACUGGCAACAUUCUGAGCCGUGUGCGCGGCAGAAAAAGUGAGAUUGCGGAGCGAAGCCUCUUCCGGUUAGCAAAACAAAAGUAUGGCAGCCGAUUCAGUACCUCCUACACCAUUGGAGACUGCAUGGACGUGAUGCUGUCGCUCUUCGGUGGAACUAAAGACAGUGCGGGGUUUGGCGAGCCGUACGGGAAUGACUUGGACUACAACACCUUUGGGCCUUUCUGUCACAUUCAAUACUCGGCGCUCGAGGGCAACUUCCAAGGGGCCAACAGCAUCCUGCGCCGGUGCAUUGGUCAGCAGUAUGUGCACGAGUACGUUUUGAAUUACACGCGCGCCCUCGUCAGGCGACGGCUGCGUCGGAGACGACAAGAAAACCAACAAACUCAGGCGAUGUCCCCGUCGCAAAAUGCCUCUGUGCCUUUGCAAGAUGAUGCCGUCUUCUUCCUUGACGUCUUGCACCUGCUUGAGGGCCACGAGGGCACCCACGGUGUGGUGUACCUCGUGGACGAUGCCCUCACCGCCUUCCUCGACGACCUGCAAAAGCGUCUCGGCUUCUUCGACGACCCCUCCAAUGCCUUGCUGCUGCUUUCUGACCACGGCAACCACAUGGGCCCCUACUACGAACUAACGGCACCCGGGCAGCUCGAGCGCGCGCUGCCGUUCGCGGGCUUCAUCCUGCAUCGCGAGCUGCUCUCCCGCAUGGAUCGCAUCAAGGGUUACGCUGCGGGGCUCUCGCUCUCGAACAUGAUGCAGCGCACUCGCCGCAUCUCAACCACGCUAGACCUCCACAUGACACUUGCGGAUCUCUUGGGCGUGGAAGCGAAGGUCCCUCGAACGCUGCGAAACCUCGCCGUAUUGCCGUCGUCGCUCUUCGAUGCACGUGAUGUUCCGUCCCGGCUUGAGCGCUGCUCCGAACUUGGGGCAUUGGACAGCAAGCGGUCUGGGUGCUUUCUGAUGUGGUGCGAAAAAAAGUGA
Trypanosoma conorhini is the source of this 2409-nucleotide messenger RNA. Its product is annotated as putative transmembrane protein. NCBI's taxonomy places the organism in Eukaryota, Euglenozoa, Kinetoplastea, Trypanosomatida, Trypanosomatidae. The transcript has a single exon. The record is from RefSeq and is a predicted model, not a curated record. Bases 1 to 2409 code for a protein of 802 amino acids.